Molecule: messenger RNA, 369 nt
Organism: Boeremia exigua
Lineage: Eukaryota; Fungi; Ascomycota; Dothideomycetes; Pleosporales; Didymellaceae
Exons: 1
Molecular function (GO): acyltransferase activity, transferring groups other than amino-acyl groups
Source: RefSeq, a predicted model, not a curated record
GAUUGGGUUGCUCAAGUCAGUCUACGAGGCCCCAUCCUUGCGGAGGACUUCAAUCUCCCAACAGAAUCUGGACAGGCCAACGCAGAAUCCGACCCAGCAGAAGUAAGAUGGCAGAUGCUCAGCCUCUACACGCUCCCAUCACACCGAUCGAAAGGACUGGGCAAGAAACUAUACGAAGAAGCUUUCAAGUACCUUCAAUCUCGAGACCAGAACCAGGCCAACCCGAGCAAGGUAGUCGUACGGAUCAUGGUCAAGCCUGACGACAAGGUCACCAUAAAAAUGUACGGAAGUCUUGGGUUUGUUCACACGGGUGUGUGCACGCUUGAAGAAGCCCUGGAAGCGAACGGCGACGCUGAAUUGCUGCCACGU